UUUGGGAUAACAAACACUAGCAUGCUGGAAAUAACAAACUAGCAUCUUUGUGAUUCACGUGUUUUAUUGAUUUUUACGAGUACGAUACUUAUGGCACGGAUUUGACGCCUACAUGCACGUACUACGUGUAACGUACCGGUCACGUGACUAUAUAAAGUCGCCGGUGUUUUAUAGCUGACAGACAUAUGGCUCGGCAGCGCGGUGGCUGCAUCAGGUCAAGCUGUUCUUUGAUAAAGGUUUUGGACUUUAUAUUUUGCAUCGGGCCGUUGUUGUGAGAGAACACCAUGAAGCUGGUUUUAAGCACGAGCAUGUCCCUGAUUGUUUAUCUGUUGAUGCAGCCCUGCCAGACGUUCAUCGUCAGAGAGGUCUUAGUUAAUGAACCUGUGACCUUCCCGUGUACCUGCUCUGGAAACCAGUCAGAGGUUCUGUGGACCCGCUUCAUUCCCAGAAAAGCCGACAUCGCUACAUGUCACAGCCAGACAUGUCGGAUUGAACAGCGUUGUCUUAGAAGAUUUUCAGUAUCAGGUGACGCGAGUAGAGGAAAUUUCUCCAUGAGGAUCAGUUCAGUGGUCUACAAUGAUGCUGGCUCUUACAGGUGCACUUGUGAUAAAGCUGUAGCUACUGAAGUAAAACUAAGGGUUUAUGUUCCAACAGUUAUAAAGGCUAUCGAAGGGGAGAAUAUCACCCUCCCGUGCUACGGACUCACUCACCAAAGUGUUAAAGAUGUAAAAUGGAUGAAAGCUGGACGACUGUUCCUGCUGUUCAUUCAUAACAGAUCUGUGACCCAUGAGGAAGCCUCAGCAGACAGAUUCAUGAUGUCUGUAGAAGGUUUUCAAGAUGGUGAUCUCUCCCUCCACAUCAAUUCAGUACAACAGUCUGAUGCAGGAUUUUACCAGUGUCUCAUCCACGACGAAGCUUACGAAGGGGAUCCACGAGCCGUGUUACUAAAAGUCGAAGGGAUCCAACCAUUAACCACCACUUGCAAUGAAGUGGUCAUCCUGGCUGUGCUACUUGGAUUGGUUGGCUUUAUAGACAUCACUGGAGCAAUCUUUUACAUUGUGAGAAGAUGCAGAAAAAGUCGCGUGCAAAAAAAUAAAGAGGAACAAAGGUUUCUUCAACCUAAUCAAGAACAGUAGACAGUGAUCUGGCCAACUGCUCUCCUAAAAUGUAUAUCUUAAACGUUUAAGCUAGUGCUUUGUUACAACAUGUGAGGUAUGGGUUGUGUUGUGUGCCCUGUCCUAUCUGUUGUACUUAUUCCUUCAGGUUGGUCCACUCCGUAUUCCAGCCUGGGCUUUUCUGAUGAUCCAGCUACUACCACCUAAUCAUAAUGGCAACCCUAUAAAGCUGGGCUGGGACACAAGCCAGUACCGGCAGCUUUGUUGCUCACUUCACAUUUGGUGUUUGUGUUGUUUCAUUUAGUGUUUUUGCUUCUGUCGAUCCGGUUUCUUUCUACAUUGUAAAACAAUGCUGAAGGCGGCCGGAAUACACAAUAAUGUCCUUUGAACAGUUGAUAUUGAGAGAUGUCUGCUACUGAUGCUCUGUAAAGCCUUCAUAACGGCUAUAAUCUGAGGUGCUGUUAAUUGGUGAUUACUGAGGCUGGUAACUCUAAAUGAACUUCUCCUCUGCAGCAGAGGUCAGUUUUGGUCUUGCUUUACUGAGAUGGUCUUCAUGUGAGCCAGUUUCAUCAUGGUGCUUGAUGGGUUUUGCAAAUGCACUUGACAAUACUGUUCUUGCAAGAACUAUUCCAGAACACCUGACCUUCGUGUCUUAAAAUAACUGACUGGUUUUUUGGUGUCAUUACAUAUGGAUUACUUAAGUCCAUGUGUGUUAUUUCAUAAUUUUGAAAUUUCCAGUAUUAUGUGUAUGUGUAUACUACCAAUACUAUACCAUAAUGUAUAUACUACAAAUUAUUUUUAUAUAUAUAUAUAAAAUAAAAAUAAGGUAGUAGGGGUGUGACUGGCAUUUCUGUUGGGGUCUGUGGGAUUUGUCUCUGUUUUUUUGUUGGUAAGCGAGGUUAGGGAAGGUCAUUGUCUUCUUGUUUGUUUCUUUUUUGUGUGUAGGUUACUUCGUCCCUAAUCCUGAGUUUUUCUUUGUUAUUUUGGCCAUGGUCCACCCUGGGGCGUGUGUGUCCACCUUAUUUCACUGCUGUGUUGUGUCGUUACUCCUAACACUGGGGCAUCAUAUUAAUGUCUCUUCCAUCUCCUUUAAAUAUAUAACCCUGUUCCAUUUCUCACGCUGUGGGUCCCAACCCUAGACUGGGUCAUAACAGCUUUUUUAUCCAGACAUUUUUCUUUAUUUCAAAUUUUACAUUGUACACAUUUAUAGUCACUUUCUGUGUUUUUGCAGGUCAAACAAGUGUGAUUCUGUGAAUUCCAUCUUAUUUAUUCAUAUUUAUGUAUUAUUAGUUAUUAGUUAAAAAAAGGUUUUUUUAAACAAACGAUUCCUCACUUUUUUAUCGUGAGUGUUCAGACAUUUUCAGACAAUAAAAGUGAAUUCGAACAGCUCUAAAAGAAACUCUGUUAUCUCCUUAGUCAUUUCAAGUGUACAACUAUUUCUAAGGCCCUUUCCCAUUCAGAUUUGACCUGGCCCGCCUCCCUUAUAAACCCAACCUGGCAACUGAACCUCAGCAACAUCAUCUCCAAACCACUCACACUCACCUUCUGUCUUGGAGCUCUGAUUACCUGUUUUGUUUUUGAGUCUUACAGCUCACCUUCUAUCAUAGGAAAGUUAUUUCUACCUACUUAGGACCUUAUUCCCUAUGCUUUGUACACUCUCUGUGAUAUACCUUGGGUUUUUGUACAUUAUAGUAUAUAAAAGUUUAUAUUAAUUUUACAAUUGGUCUUUUUUUUUACUUUCCCAUGCACCACAUCUGUAUUACAUUCAUGUGCAUGUAAAGGCAGACGUCCCAAAACUUUUGGCAAUAUAACGUGUGUUUAAAAUAACCAUACAAACUUCACCGCUUGAUAUUCAGACAUUAGACAGACAUUCGGAAGCGGUAGUUUAGGGACCGUCGACAAAUUUCUGUACGACUGAAAUGUGGUACUUGCCCCAGUUAUUCUAAUUU
This is a messenger RNA of Hemibagrus wyckioides, 3064 nucleotides long. RefSeq lists its product as uncharacterized. The transcript is spliced from 5 exons. NCBI's taxonomy places the organism in Eukaryota, Metazoa, Chordata, Actinopteri, Siluriformes, Bagridae. Gene Ontology annotation, biological process: immune response; T cell costimulation; cell surface receptor signaling pathway. Gene Ontology annotation, cellular component: external side of plasma membrane. The record is from RefSeq and is a predicted model, not a curated record. Bases 285 to 1136 code for a protein of 283 amino acids.